AUGGACGCCUUCAAGUUGCUGACAAGGGCAACCAAGCUGAAGGGUGGCGCCGCCCCAUCAUCAGCGCAGAGCUCAACCCGUCUCCCGUCUACGGGCAAGGCGGCGAACCCGCAGCUCUUCCGUAGCUCGGAGGCUGACAAGGUUCUGGAAGAAGCGAGUCAUGGGAGAAAAAGGAAGAGAGUGUCUGCUCCGGAGGCAGCUGAGUCCGAUGAUGACGGCGCGGAGUUGAACUUUUUCGGCUCGAGUAAGGCUCGGCGGUCUAGUGCUUCGAUGGCGAAGGAGCAGGAGAAGGAACAGGAGCAGCAAGAGCACCGGGAUGAUGCUGAUGCUGUUGAUGAGAUGGAUGAGGUGCAGUGUCGUACGGUGCUGAAUGCGCAUAAAAUCAAAGUCACGGAUAUGCGUGACUUGGAGGAAAUCCAGCCUGUGCGUGUUGAGACUGAGGAACCGAAGAAGAAAAAGAAGAAGAGGAAGCAGCAGGAGGAGUCGACGCCUGCACUUACUAAAAAGGAGCAGAAAAAGGCUCGCAGAGUAUAUCCUCAGCCGCUUGUUUCGUUCAAGGAGUUGCGCACCCGGUACAAGAUUUCUAGCCGGCUUGCCGAGAACAUCGCCGAGCAGGGAUUUACUGUUCCCACAGAAGUUCAGCUGGGUACUCUGCCGCUGCUGCUGAGGGGUUUCAAACCGUCCGAGAAUCCGAAAGAUGCUGAGAGCAUUGAACCGGACCUGUUGGUUGUGGCGCCAACCGGCAGUGGAAAGACUCUUUCUUUCUUGAUUCCUGUGAUCAACAAGAUAGUCCGCCACCACCAUGAACACGAGGAGGAGCGUGGCAUCUUUUCCGUUGUCGUUGCACCCACAAAAGAACUUGCGAGUCAGAUCGUGAACGAGGGAAGGAAGCUGGUCCAUGGGACUGGGGUGAAGAUUACACUAAUGAAAAAGGGCAUGCGAGUGGUGGAUCGUGAGGAUGACGACGAUGAGAAGAGCCACAGCGAAGAUAGCGAAGAAGGUUCGGAGUCCGAACAGGACCAAUCAUCCACUGCAAAGAAAAGGAAAGGAAAAGCCCCUGUUACCAAGAGCGAUAUUCUCGUCACUACUCCGUUACUUUUGGUCAAUGCGCUCUCAGCCAAUCGAACGAAACCUAUGGCUACUCUACCUCUGGUUAGAAAUAUUGUUCUUGACGAAGCAGAUGUCCUGCUUGACGAGCUCUUCCGCGAUCAGACCCUCGACAUCUGGCGCGCCUGCACGCACCCCGAGCUCCGAGCAAGUCUGUGGUCAGCUACCAUGGGAUCCAACAUUGAAGAUCUCGCCAAGAGCACUAUCAAGGAGCGGAAACAGGCCUACGAUCAGACAAAGUCAUACCCUUUGCUUCGUCUUGUCGUAGGGUUGAAGGACUCCGCCAUUCCUAACAUUGAGCACAAGCUGGUCUAUGCCGCCACUGAACAAGGGAAACUCCUCGGCCUACGACAACUCCUACAUCCGGCAGCGGCCUCAGCGUCUGAUGUCCGCCUCCGCCCACCCUUCCUGAUUUUCACUCAGACCAUCCCCAGAGCUAUUGCCCUGCAUUCUGAACUGCGAUAUGAUAUUCCCGCUGAGGCCGGCGGCUCAUCACGAAUCGCAGUCCUUCACUCUGAUCUUUCAGACGGUCAGCGCUCCGAGAUCAUGAAGAAUUUCCGCAAAGGUGAAAUCUGGAUCCUCGUGACGACCGAUCUGUUGGCGCGCGGUGUGGACUUCCGGGGCAUCAACGGAGUUGUCAACUACGACAUUCCCAACUCCGCUGCAGUCUACGUCCACCGAGUUGGGCGAACUGGCCGCGCUGGCCGCGAGGGUGGCAUUGCAGUGACUUACUACACCAAGGAGGAUAUCCCGUACGUCAAGAGCAUUGCCAACAUCAUCGAUGUCAGCGAGAAGCUGCGUGGCAAGGACGGAGAAAAAUCGAUCCAGAAGUGGUUGUUGGAUGCCUUGCCGGACUUGAGCAAGAAGGACAAGAAGGAGCUGAAGAAACAUGGUGUCAAGGCCCGACAAUCCAACCUCAAGAGCGUCAAAGACGACAAGGAGCACCGGAGGACGAGAAUUAGUACCAAGAGCGGAUUUGAUCGACGGAUGGAGAACAAGAAGAAGGCCCUCAUCGCAGCCAGCCGCAACAGAAAAUCCAAAACGCAGUCUACGGACCCUGGCAGCGACGACGAGAGCUGGGAUGGCCUCGACGGCUAG
Aspergillus lentulus is the source of this 2205-nucleotide messenger RNA. RefSeq names its product RNA-dependent ATPase ROK1 (gene rok1). Gene Ontology annotation, cellular component: cytosol. NCBI's taxonomy places the organism in Eukaryota, Fungi, Ascomycota, Eurotiomycetes, Eurotiales, Aspergillaceae. Gene Ontology annotation, biological process: maturation of SSU-rRNA. Gene Ontology annotation, molecular function: ATP binding; nucleic acid binding; RNA helicase activity. The record is from RefSeq and is a predicted model, not a curated record.